CAGGCCGGAAGCCAAUGGUGAGGCUUGAAAUGUCCGCCUGGGAGACGCGGGGGGCAGGGUUGGAGGGCCAGUAUUGACUGGGCACCUGGGCUGGCCGCUCAGAGACACGAGGGAACACAGCCAGGGCCUGGACACACAGGAGGCAUGGUCUUCUCAGUACUCACAUCCCUGUGGGCCAGAGAGAUGCCAAGGGAUAACUCCGAGAAUGAUGAACGGAGAUGUUAAUUAACACGAAUAAUAAAUGGGUACAACUUCAUGCUCAAAACGAUUGCUAUAAAUCAGGACGUAGAUGGAUUGCCAUUUGAUUGAACGGUCAUGAACUGAAGCCCGAUUCAAGACUGAUUGAAAAUAGAAAAGCCCAGCCUGCCAGCUUAAUGAAAUGCUGUCACAGAGGGGAGGGGCUGGGCCCAGCCCCAGUGGACCCAGGGUGAUGCUUUCAGUGACGUCAUUCACUCCAUCUGGUGUCCGGAGAGGCCUUUGGCCUGGACUCCACCAUCUAGUCCAUGGGACCAGGUCCAAGCUGUCCAGGCCGGUGGGUCAGGCGGGCCUGGCUCACAGGGGUCUGGCCUGCUCAGAGGGAAGCUGGUCAAAGCAGGGCUGAGUCGGGGGCCCCCAUCUAGGCCUCUGGCCUGGGGCACAGCCGAGGCCAGAGCAGCAGGAGGACUACAUUUCCCAGAGUCCCCCAAACCCCGGGAGCGAGCCGUUGGAAGAUUUAAAUAGCCCAGGCCCGAGGCAGCCAGGCUGCAGCUGUGGACGCGUCCACCUCCUGGGUGGCUCCAUUGGCGCUGGCCCGCACUGGGGGGCUCGAUUGGCUGCCCAGCUGGCACUGACGUUCCCUGGGAGCCUGGUGGCAGCCGGAGGUAAGCAGCCACGUGCAGUCCCGCUCUCUAUAUUUAACAGCUGCCGCAGAGCAGGAGGGGAGGCCGGGAGCAACGGAGGCUCCAGGCUUCUGUCUUUGGAGAGAAGGGCCUCACAGCCAGGCUGGCACCGGCCCUCGCUGGGUGACUGUCACCAUGCCUGCCUCCCAGAGCCGGGCCCGGGCCCGGGACCGCAACAAUGUCCUCAACCGGGCCGAGUUCCUGUCCCUGAACCAGCCCCCGAAGGGGGCGCCGGAGCCCCGCAGCUCGGGCAGGAAGGCCUCGGGCCCCUCGGCACAGCCCUCGUGCCCUGGCGAUGGGGCCCGCGAGCGGCGCCAGUCUCAGCAGCUGCCCGAGGAGGACUGCAUGCAGCUGAACCCCUCCUUCAAGGGCAUCGCCUUCAACUCCCUGCUGGCCAUUGACAUCUGCAUGUCCAAGCGCCUGGGGGUGUGCGCCGGCCGGGCUGCGUCCUGGGCCAGCGCCCGCUCCAUGGUCAAGCUCAUUGGCAUCACAGGCCACGGCAUCCCCUGGAUCGGGGGUACCAUCCUCUGCCUGGUGAAAAGCAGCACGCUGGCCGGCCAGGAGGUGCUCAUGAACCUACUUCUGGCCCUGCUCCUGGACAUCAUGACGGUGGCUGGCGUGCAGAAGCUCAUCAAGCGACGCGGCCCGUUUGAGACGAGCCCCGGCCUCCUGGACUACCUCACCAUGGAUGUCUACGCCUUCCCCGCCGGACACGCCAGCCGCGCGGCCAUGGUCUCCAAGUUCUUCCUCAGCCACCUGGUGCUGGCGGUGCCCCUGCGCGUCUUGCUGGUGCUCUGGGCCCUCUGCGUGGGCCUGUCUCGGGUCAUGAUCGGCCGCCACCACAUCACCGACGUCCUCUCCGGCUUCGUCAUCGGCUACUUCCAGUUCCGCCUGGUCGAGCUGGUCUGGAUGUCCUCCAACACCUGUCAGAUGCUCAUCUCCGCCUGGUGAGCCGUUCAUCUGCGGCUCCGGGGCCGGGGGUGGCCCGAGGGGCAGCAGGAGGACAUAGGGCUGGCAGGGGAGGGGGGACCAGGCAGCCCCAGCCCAUCUCCCCGUGGGCCGGUGGAGGCUGGUGACCUCAGGUGGGCCCACCAGUGACUGGCACGUCCCUCCCAUCACGCUGGGUGCCCCCUGCUCCUUCAGUCAGACCCUGAGUCCCUCUGUGGACGGGCUGGGGCCCAGCCGUGCGGAUAGCCCUGCCCCGCUUCUGCUCUGGAGGUACCAGGUGAGAACCGGGAUGGCGGGAGAGGGGCCGAGUCUCAUCUUGUCCUUUCACCAUCACGACUGUUGAGUUCCUGGCUGUGCCCACCUGACCACAGCACACCGCCCAGCGAAAUGCCCACAACCCACCACCCAGCACAGGUGCCAUUGCCAUUAAUGGUCAUCGAUAGCUUAGGGCAGUGCUUUCCAAAGGGUGCCCCACCAGACACCAGCCUGCAAGACACGUUGGGAAGAGAAAUGGUCUUGUGGUCAAAUAACUUUGGGAAAUGCUACACACUCUGUUGGACAUUCACGAGGGCUGGGAUUGUCGUAAAGGCAAAAGUCCUGUAGAAGAGCUUCCGUGGAAUCUUGUUUAAUCCAUGUUUCCUAAACUUAUCUGACUACAGAACCCUUUUCUCAAGGAACAGCUAUUAACCCCCCCCAGGGAACCGCAUUUCCCCAGACGCAUUUUGGGAGAUGCAGCCCAGGAGCGGAAGGGCCUGAGGCGUGAGCUGGCCUCUCCCAGCGCUGGGCCCCAGAGCCCCGGGAGGCCAGGUGUCUGUGCCACCGCCUGUGGAAAGCCCAGGGCCCACGGGCAUCGGUGCCGCUUUGGCCCCCAGGGGCCGGACUCCGUGUGACCUAAUAGGUCGUUUCCAAGUCAGCCGUUCUGGACGUGCACUUCAUGUGACAAUACAGAUGUGCAAACAGGC
Messenger RNA from Aethalodelphis obliquidens (Pacific white-sided dolphin), 2788 nucleotides. RefSeq names its product phospholipid phosphatase 7 (inactive) (gene PLPP7). The transcript has 4 exons. The record is from RefSeq and is a predicted model, not a curated record. Lineage: Eukaryota; Metazoa; Chordata; Mammalia; Artiodactyla; Delphinidae. Gene Ontology annotation, cellular component: nuclear envelope. Gene Ontology annotation, molecular function: sphingosine-1-phosphate phosphatase activity. The coding region runs from base 1014 to 1829 and encodes 271 amino acids.